This is a messenger RNA of Panicum virgatum (switchgrass), 120 nucleotides long. RefSeq lists its product as uncharacterized. Lineage: Eukaryota; Viridiplantae; Streptophyta; Magnoliopsida; Poales; Poaceae. Gene Ontology annotation, biological process: negative regulation of cell population proliferation. The record is from RefSeq and is a predicted model, not a curated record. The annotation marks the transcript as partial. The transcript is spliced from 2 exons.
CGUCUUGGCUCUUCAAAGAGAAAGAGCAGUGGAGGAAUCGGCAGAAUUUUGAAGGAGCAAAAGGCGAGGUUGUACAUCAUUCGACGAUGUGUUGUCAUGCUUCUCUCCCACCAUGACUGA